Messenger RNA from Ixodes scapularis (black-legged tick), 1677 nucleotides. RefSeq lists its product as uncharacterized. Lineage: Eukaryota; Metazoa; Arthropoda; Arachnida; Ixodida; Ixodidae. The transcript is spliced from 13 exons. Bases 106 to 1260 code for a protein of 384 amino acids. The record is from RefSeq and is a predicted model, not a curated record.
GAAACGGGACGUCCAAGGGACCAACGUGGGAGGUGUAUUUCAGCUCGUGCGCGCGCGAACGUUUUGGCGGGUUUUCUACUUCUGGUUCGUCGUCUCGGAAAUAAGAUGGCCUAUGCCAUUGUGGAGUUCCUUCGUCUAAAGCAGGUUGAAGUUGUGCCUGCGCUCUGGAUUCAGGGCGAACAUUGUGCAUGGCCUGACCAGGCCAAAGGGGACAAGAUAAUUGUGAUGGUGAAAAAAGCAGUGCCACCAGAUGCGUCGUGGAAACGAUUUGCUGUGGUGGUGAAGUGGUUAUUCGCAACAUACGAGCAGGCACGGAAGAAGCUGGAGCGUAGCCAAUACACAUCGGAACUAAGCAGCGACUCAGAAAGGCCGCAAGGCAAGAGGAAGCGGAGGCCACCGCCCCAGUGGUCGCAGUCCGACGAGGAAUCAGUGCGACACAAGCCAACAAAAGCAGCCCCCCGAAAAGUGCCCGCAGUACCGGCAGAUUUUCCUCAAGUGUCGAACACUUCUUUCCCAGGCCUGUUCACUGCUGCAUCAAAGGAGGGAAGCAGUUCUGCAGGAAGACAAAGCUCCAGUGUGCCGGACGACCUGGGCAAUUUUGCUCCUGAGAUUUGUGUGCAAGGUAGCAGCCACUCGCAAGCGCCCUCGGAUUCCUCCGAGAACGGCAGCAUUUUAGACACAGACAUAAGGAGCUUGCAGGAAUCCAGUUCACCUGUUGAAGGGCUUCAAGCAAGCGAGCUACAGGAUCCACAAGAUCAGGCAUUCAAGCAGCACGUCCUGCGGCUGUUAAACAUCAUGCGCUUCACGCUGCAGCAGCAUGGCGAGAUGCUCAACAAGCUCUGCGCAAUCCUUCCAGUCCAUGCAGUUAUUGCACACCCAUCCCUCGUUGAACAAGCGUUCAACACACUACCUGACCUCCUGGCCUUUGAGAAAGAGUUGGAUGAAGAGAAGGCUCUACGUCUUGUUCAUGAGCUCAAGCAACUCGGGGGCAAGACUGCAAGCAAGGCCACGAAGCGGAUGCUGACGUAUCUUCUAACUGAUGAGCUAGCUGCACAGUUCUCGUGGAUCGGAAGAAAGGGAAAACUCAACUUUUCAGUUUUAAAGACUGCCACUGCAAUUACUGAUGCUGCAAAGAAGUUGCCAGGAGGUAAAGAUGCCAUCGAGGACUCGAUCAAGUCUUGGCUUCGGCACGCCCCUGAAAGGGCCAAGGGCCAAAGGUGCAAAGCACCUGAAGCGCACCAAAAUGAAGAGUCGGAUUGAGAGGCCUUGCAGAACUUCCGACGCUGGAACACUCAUCAGCAAGGAGCAGAGUGCCAGCGGGGAGUAGGAGGUCAAAACAGCUUUCCUUUGUGUGCGUCUGAGGUUUCGCGUGCAAACUUUAUAUAUAUCAGACCACAGCAGUUUCUUUUGAAGUUCAUUAUGCCAGGCCUCUUGUACGUGCAUUUGUUUUUUCUUUCAUACUUGCCUUUCACUGCCUGUGAACAUUGUUUCUGUGCUCUUGUGGAUUUGCACCGCAAUAUUUUUUCGCACAUCUGAUUUCAGGUGGAGUGACUUUUUUUUUACUUUUUAGUGUACAAGUUUUUGCUGUGCUUUUUUUCACAAAAAAGUUUUUUUUAAGGAAGUUCCAUAUAGUGUGGUGCACCUUGCAGUGGUUAGCUACCCUUGGUAAUGUUGCAA